Molecule: messenger RNA, 701 nt
Organism: Rattus rattus (black rat)
Lineage: Eukaryota; Metazoa; Chordata; Mammalia; Rodentia; Muridae
Product: steryl-sulfatase-like
Exons: 2
Coding region: 44-502 (152 amino acids)
Molecular function (GO): arylsulfatase activity
Source: RefSeq, a predicted model, not a curated record
AACUGACCACCCAACCUCCAGGGUGAUUGACGGGCGUGACUUGAUGCCCCUGCUGCUGGGCCAUGUACACCGCUCUGAGCAUGAAUUCCUGUUCCACUACUGCAAUGCCUACCUCAGCGCUGUUCGAUGGCGGCCCCACAACAGCUCGUCCGUGUGGAAGGCGUUUUACUUCACACCGAACUUCGACCCCCCAGGCUCUAAUGGCUGCUUCUCCACACACGUGUGCAUGUGCCACGGCCACCAUGUCACGCACCAUGAUCCACCCCUGCUCUUCGACAUUGCCCGUGACCCCAGGGAGCGCCACCCGCUCACGCCUGAAACAGAGCCGCGCCAUGGUGAGAUCCUGCGCAUCAUGGAUGCUGCUGCCCGUGCUACACGUGCCACCCCAGAGGAGGUGCCCAAUCAGCUCUCCAUGUCAAAUGUCGCAUGGAAGCCAUGGCUGCAGCUCUGCUGUGCCUCCAAGCCGCACCCACUCGCAUGCCACUGUGCCGGUGAUGGGUAAGUUGGGCAUGCCAAACACACAGGUAUGCAAGCAUGGGACACUGUGGCCUGGUGAUUUCACCUCCUGAACUGAUACCUGACACAAUCUUGCUGACAUGUAUUAAAACAUAUGAACAUGUAUGAACAUGGGUAUGCUGAGUACAAAACACAGGAAGAGCCCCUCAGCAUGACCCUGUAUGAAUAAAUGGUGUGGACACGGA